AUGAAACUUGAUGGAGUGGGUGGAACUUGGGUGUAUGAUGAACGAACUGGACUCGAUGAAUUUGGUUUGCCAAUCCACACAAGCAUGUAUAAAAAUCUAAUGACGAAUUUACCAAAAGAAUUAAUGGAUUUUCCAAACUUUCCUUAUACUGGCUUAGACAAUGUAUCAUUUUUGAAAUCUUGGCAAGUGCAAGAAUAUAUUGAAAAAUUUACUGAACAUUUUGGACUUAAUAAGCACAUUCAAUUUUGUAGUUUGGUAACUUCAGUUGAAAAAUUAACGAAGAACUGGCAGGUGACAGUUGAAGACUUGAUAUCAAAAACAUCAAAGACUGAAUACUAUGACGCAGUAAUGGUGUGUAAUGGACAUAACGCUUUGCCUCUUACCCCAGAUAUUCCUGGGAAUAAUGAUUUUGAUGGCAUACAAAUACACAGUCAUGAUUAUAGGAUACCUGAACAUUUUACAAAUUUGAAUGUUCUCAUAAUUGGUAGUGGUGCUUCUGGCGUUGAUAUUUGCUCGGAUGUAUCGAAAGUGGCAAAUCAGGUUUAUUUCAGUCAUCAUAAGCCUGAACUAAUCGAAAAAGAAUUUCCAAAAAAUGUUAUACAUAAACCUGAUGUAGAGCUUUUUUCUAAGAAAUCUGUUUGUUUUAAAGACAAAACUAAGCAGACUUUGGAUGCUAUAAUUUAUUGCACAGGAUACAAAAUUACAUUACCAUUUUUGAAACCUAGUUGUGGAAUUAAUGUUUUGAAUGACAAAUUGAUCACUCCUCUUCAUAAAAAUAUCAUCAAUAUGUAUAAUCCUACUAUGGGUUUCAUUGGAUAUUUGAAUAUGACUUUUAUAUUCCGAAUAUUUGACUUACAGGUUCGGUACUAUUUAGAAUUUCUUCGUAAAAAUUGUUCGUCGAGGUUGGAUUGUAUGAUUGCGAUGAUGUCUCCGGUCAGUACACAUUUCUUAGGCGAAAAUAUGUCAGAGUACUGCAAAUCGUUAAUAUUAGACAAAAUUAAAGUUGAACCAAUUCCACCUAUCUAUUUUGAGAUAUACAAUGAAUGUCAUAAACUUAAAAACAAAUAUUAUAGAACAUAUCGCUCAAUGGUCAUAAGGAUUGUCGACAAUGAUGAUUAUGUAAUUGAAUUAGAUGCAGAAAAUGCAAAAACUAAAUAAAUUACUAACGUAAAUAUUUAUAUUUAAUUUAAUAUUAUAAWCAUCCAAAUUUUGUGAAAAACCUAUAAAAGAAAUAUUGAUAAGCUUAUUAUUAUGUACAUAUAAUAU
Diuraphis noxia (Russian wheat aphid) is the source of this 1266-nucleotide messenger RNA. Its product is annotated as senecionine N-oxygenase-like. The record is from RefSeq and is a predicted model, not a curated record. Lineage: Eukaryota; Metazoa; Arthropoda; Insecta; Hemiptera; Aphididae. Gene Ontology annotation, molecular function: N,N-dimethylaniline monooxygenase activity; NADP binding; flavin adenine dinucleotide binding.